AUGAGCGAACCAGGUGUGAGUGAUAGGCCAUUAACCCAGGUACAGCAGGGCGCGCCUUCGCUGCCAGAGGAUGUGAUUGAUAUUGAAGUGUUCGAGCAGCUCCUGGAAAUGGACGAGGACGACCGCGAGUUUAGUCGCAGCCUCGUGUGGAACUACUUCGAGCAGGCGGAGAACACGUUUGACAAGAUGGAUGCUGCACUUGCGCGGGAGGCGCUCUCUGAGCUUUCGACACUGGGCCACUUUCUCAAGGGAUCGUCGGCAGCCGUCGGUGUCAUCAAGGUGCGGAACAGCUGCGAGGCGAUCCAGCACUACGGCAACUGCCACGAGGCAGAUGGCGCCACGUCCCUGCCGAACGACGUCGCGCUCGAUCGCCUCCGUGGUGCGGUUGCCACUGUGAAGAAAGAGUACGAGGAGGCGGAGCGCGCGCUCCGCGCCUUUUAUGGGGACGCCUAA
This is a messenger RNA of Malassezia sympodialis ATCC 42132, 453 nucleotides long. RefSeq lists its product as uncharacterized. The coding region runs from base 1 to 453 and encodes 150 amino acids. The transcript has 2 exons. The record is from RefSeq and is a predicted model, not a curated record. NCBI's taxonomy places the organism in Eukaryota, Fungi, Basidiomycota, Malasseziomycetes, Malasseziales, Malasseziaceae. Gene Ontology annotation, molecular function: histidine phosphotransfer kinase activity; protein histidine kinase binding. Gene Ontology annotation, biological process: phosphorylation; phosphorelay signal transduction system. Gene Ontology annotation, cellular component: nucleus; cytoplasm.